Messenger RNA from Diprion similis, 837 nucleotides. RefSeq lists its product as uncharacterized. Lineage: Eukaryota; Metazoa; Arthropoda; Insecta; Hymenoptera; Diprionidae. The coding region runs from base 172 to 531 and encodes 119 amino acids. The record is from RefSeq and is a predicted model, not a curated record. The transcript is spliced from 2 exons.
GAUUGGACUUUUAAGUUUUCGAUGCAACAAAAUGUUGAUACGAGUACCGGUUAUGUAUCGUAAAAACAUUGCGCCACGGAACGUAAUUCAGGAAAUAAAUAUCGCCCGCAAGUCACGUCUCCGGCAAUCAGUUCAACUUUCCAGCUCUCUGUUGAGAAAAUAAAAAUAAAAAUGGAAUGUAAUUCGACUCGUUUGCAUCUCUCCGUAAUGUUCCCAAAUUACGGGUUCUGUUUUACUGUUAUUGUCAUCUUGGCCGUCUUAUCUAAUCAGACGCUGGCUACCCCAAAACGAGAGCCUAAAUGCUGCAGCAAAUUAGCAAAGAGUGCUCGACGAGGUCUAGAAGGCUUCAACAAGAUAACCUUACGGAUUGUUAGCGCCCUCAUCAAAACAGCAUCCCGUCUUUGGAAGUACAUACCGGAAUGCUUGAAGCCGCCUCCACCGAUCGUCAAGUUUGCAAAUACAACCAAUGAGUACAUGAAAAGAAAACGGCCCAUCGACCACGACGCUAUCUGCGACGACUUUGACGACUAGCACCAGAACAAUGUUGAUACUUUUUUCAUAGAGUAGAUAAUUGGGUAAUUGUGAUAAGACAUGUAGUUCGAAACGUACGUAUAUAGCUGAAUAUUAUAUCUGAUACAUUUUGUCUUUCAGUUCAUUAUGUAAUAGUUUUCUAAAUAUUGAAUUUACGUAUCGUCAUGCAACCGGAAGAAGACAAAAAGAACCUAAGUUAAUGACCGCAUCACCCUGGAUUGUCAAUUGCAUAUGCAUGAUGCGAUGGAAGGUGUCUUUAAUGUAUAGUAUUAAUAGUAUCAUACGUUAUUAAUAAAAACAUUUUCU